Molecule: messenger RNA, 2821 nt
Organism: Calliphora vicina (urban bluebottle blowfly)
Lineage: Eukaryota; Metazoa; Arthropoda; Insecta; Diptera; Calliphoridae
Gene: NimC2
Product: Nimrod C2
Exons: 4
Coding region: 76-2376 (766 amino acids)
Source: RefSeq, a predicted model, not a curated record
UUAAAACAUAAUUAAAAUAAAAUAAUAAUUAAAAUCAUAAUAAGAGAACCAGAAAGAAAACCAAUAAAAUACAUAAUGAAGUGUUUAAUUUUAAUAAUUUGCAUAAUGUGUGUGUUAAACAUUAGGGCGGUUAUGACCUGCACCGAAAAGAUAUCUACCACAAAAUAUCGGGUGUCAUUGGUGACAAUGCGUAAAUAUCCGGAAUCUGGUGUAGCCUGUUCAAGUUUUGAUUGUCAUAAUCCGUUGGUGUUAAGGCCGAUACGCGAGACAUACACCGAUAUAGAAGAAGUGUGCUGUGAGGGCUAUAAAGAGGAUACUGCCUCAGGCGAAUGUUUACCCUCCUGUGUCGAUUGCAAACACGGCAAGUGUAUACGACCCAAUAUCUGUCUCUGUGAGCAUGGCUAUCAAAACUACAAAAACUCCACGAUUUGUGAACCUCUGUGUCUGGAGACAUGUGUGAAUGGCAAGUGCACCGGUCCGGAAGAAUGUACCUGCAAUGAGGGUUUCACCUGGGUAAAUGGCAGUAAGACAGAGUGUCAAGCCACCUGUAAAAAUAUGGACUGCACUAAUGGACGCUGUGAUACCAACAAUAAAUGUACAUGUAAUUUUGGCUAUGUGCUGGAUGAAAGCCUAAAGCGCUGUGUGCCCUUGUGUGAGGAACCCUGUGAGAAUGGUGUGUGCAGUAAGCCGAAUGAGUGUACUUGUAAUCCAGGUUAUGUGCUGCGCUUGGGAACGAUAAGUAAAUGUGAGCCGGUGUGCUCGAGUGGCUGUAUGAAUGGUGUGUGCAAAGAGCCGGAGGUGUGUGCCUGCAAGGAGGGUUAUACGAAUUUCGGGGGUCUCAGUUCGCAGGCUUGUAUGCCGGUGUGUAAGGAUAAGUGUGUUAAUGCCUUUUGUACGGCUCCCAAUCAGUGUACCUGUUUCGAGGGUCAUGCCUAUCGUAAUGGCUCGAGAAUUUGGUGUGAACCCACUUGCGCCAAAGACUGUGAAAAUGGUUUCUGCAGUGAGCCGGGCAAAUGUGAGUGUCAUGAGGGUUAUGAGAAAACCGAUGCUCACCGUUGUACACCCAUUUGUAAGGAGGAUUGUGUAAAUGGCUUUUGCUCGGCUCCCGACACCUGCAAAUGCAAUGAGGGUUAUGUGUAUACGGACAAUAAGGAGAAGGUGUGUGAGCCUUAUUGCGCCAAAGGUUGUAAAAACGGUAAUUGUACGGCUCCGGGCAUAUGCACCUGUAAUGCCGGCUACCAAUCCUUGCUGUUUUAUCACUGUAUACCCAUUUGCAAUAAACCCUGUCUGCAUGGCACCUGCACAGCUCCCGAUACUUGCCGUUGCUAUAUGGGCUACAAAUCCAAUGCCAAAUAUCCCAAUCAAUGUGAACCAGUUUGUAAUUUCGAUUGCGGUCAUGGCAAGUGUAUUGCUCCCGGCAUAUGCAGCUGUGAUGCGGGCUAUGAAAAGAAAUGGCUGACGGGCAAAUGUGAGCCCCAUUGCCCCCAGAAAUGUAUAAACAGUGUGUGUUCGGCUGGUGGCGUGUGUCGUUGCUAUGAGGGUCAUCGUUUGCGUGAAGGCUCAAAUAGCAUUUGUGAUCCGGUAUGUUUGCCCACUUGUAUCAACAGCAAUUGUGUGGAGCCAAAUACCUGUGAAUGCUGGGAUGGUUUUGAGGAUACCAAGUACUUUAAUUUGUGUGUGGCCCGUUGCCGGCCUACUUGUGAGAAUGGCAAAUGUGUGGCGCCCAACAAGUGCCAGUGUAAUGAUGGCUAUCGUGUAACCAACUCCUCUAUGCCACACAGUUGUCAGGCUAUUUGCAAGGAGACCUGUAUCAAUGCCGAGUGCCGUAAACCGAAUAAGUGUGAAUGUCUGGAGGGUUAUCGUUUUCUAAACAAUAGCUCGGUGGAGUGUGAGCCUGUGUGCCAGCAGUCGUGUGAACAUGGCCAAUGUGUGGCGCCAAAUUUGUGUAGCUGUGAAAAGGGUUUCAUAUCGCGCAUUAAUCCCGAUACCGGUCUAACGGAAUGUGUGGGCUAUUGCAAUGAAUGGAAUUGUCGUAAUGGCUCCUGUGUCACUUCAACAUUGUGUCAAUGUGCCGAGGGAUGGAUCUAUGAUGCCUUGAGGGGUGUUUGCUUGUUGGAUGAUGUGUCCAAGGAGAAAAUAUAUAUAAGUGGUGCUCCCAUCUCCCGCUGGACUAUAGCCACCAUAGCCAUCAUACUCUUCACUGUCUGUGUACUGGCUCUCAUAAUAAUCUUUCGUGAAAUAGCUCGCCGCCGAAUCAAUGACAAACAACAAGUACGUCUCAUAGAAAAUCCCUCUUUUGGAGUACUCAUGCCCAAAGAUCAAGUCUGUGAGGAUGACGAGGAGGAGACAGACACCACCCAGGAGUUAAGCAGUUAAAUUGUGAUUAAAACAUAAACUUUUUCUUUAAGAAUUUCAUUAUUGUGUUUAUAUUUAGUACCUACAUAUAUAUAAUUUCGACUUAUAUUUUCAAAAUAAUUAUACAAUUCAAUUUGUUUAUUUAAGUAAAUUUUAAAUUUAAUUAUUCAAAAUUGUUUUAUAUUUAAAGUAUGUAUGUGUUUUGUUUUUCUAUAUAUCACUGGUAUUUUUUUGUUUUGAAAUUUUUUCUCUUACAUACUUUUUCUGGUAAUCUUAUUAGUUUUACAUAAAUAUUAGAGUUUUUCUUUUCGCUAUUAUUAAAUUAUACUUUAAGUAUGUUUUUUGUUUUAUUCUUUUUUAUAUACUUGUGUAUGUAGUAUGUGUUUUUUUUUAUUUUAAAUAAUUUAUAUCUAUAAAUCUAUUUUAUAAAUAAUAAAUAAAAUGCUUGGCAUUAAAUUAAUUAUAA